UGGAAAUUUAUUUGUAUUUGUAUACAAUAGGAAAAUAACUUAUGUAGAAUAUCCCAGUGGUACUUUGAACCUUUAGCAGUGAUCUUUCCGGUCCCGAUAGUGGUUUUAUACAAGGAGACAUCUCUACGCGAUUGAUCGCGUCCCAAUCCGCUAAGAUAAAGGAGCGCGUCUACGUUAUCGGAGACCACAAAGGUACAGCUCAGAUAAUUAACAACAACACCAGGGACCUACUCAUGUGGGAGUAUGACUUGCGCUUCCAGGGAAUUAAGAUCUGCUGGGGAUAGAUAUUGGGAUAGUACUCGCAGCACCUCAAUGGUCUCGGUGCGCCGCCGUUGAUAACUUUCGGGACCUCGACAAUCAUGGCCUCCAGCGCCGAUGAUGGGGAUGACUCUGUGGAUGAGCUGCAGAGCUUCCAGGAAUUUUCCCCUAGGAAGAGCGCAGAUGCGCCAUCCGUUACCGCGCUCCAACAUAGGCCCCGAAUGUCCAGCCCUUCCGAUGCAAACCAUGGAACGGGGGAGGACAAAAAUGCUGAUGGCGCAUCAGAAGAUGCCAUAGAGGAUGAUGGCGACGUUGCAUUCCGAAUCGAGUUACCACCUGCUAUAAACACCGAACAAUACACAUAUGUCUCGGCGGAAUCAGAUGACGGCUAUGUGGACUGCGUGGAGUCAGAAAUAGAGGACUCCGAGAAUGUCAGCUACCAUAUUCGGUAUGACGAUGGAGGAGACGACAUUGUCCCAUUUGAACGUCUACUUCAACUUUGCAACGGCCAAAACGCUCUUGAUGUCUUCCACAACCCAAAUGAAGUAGAAGAAGAAUCAGAUAUACCACGCCGAACAGGAAAGUCUAGAGAACUGUCGAAAAGGCAGGCUAACAUUUUAUCAUACACAAGAAAGAGGACAAGCACACGAGGACACCUGCAAAGUUGCAACACCUCUGACGAGGACGAGUUAUCCAUCAAUCAAUCUGACUCUAGAAGACGACGAGCCGCCAGCCCCAGACGAUCAUUGCGAUCUAAGACAGAUUCACACGCACCAAAGAAUAAACGUUACAGCGGGAUGACUUCACCUGAUGAAGGGUCUUCGUCAGAUGAGCUUGCGUCACGGUCCCUGGGUCGCCGCAGUUUAGGCGCCCUGUCAUCAAAUGACCGUCGCACACGAGGCAAAUUUGCCCGACCGUCAAUGAAUGUCGACUAUAGUGAUGAUGUGACUGGUGAUGUCGAUAGCGAUGCGAGCGGUAUCGUGGUGAAGCGCUCAAGUGGUCGCCUAGGCCGCGGCCAUCCCACGAGAGGCAGGCCAGGCAGAGGCGGCAUGUCCAAAAAAUCGGGCAUGUUCGGGCGCCGCAAGAAAGAUUACGAUGACUCUUCUGAGGCACCAGAGCCCACCCGUAAAUCUGGCAGGAGCACGAAGGUGUCGAAGAAUAUGAGAGACCAGCUUGAAGAUGAGGAGCUGUAUGCCGAUUCAGACGUUGAAGAGACAGGCCCAAAGAUUAUAAGUGUGCGGGAAAUAUUUCAACCUCUAGCUGCAAAUAAUCACUUCAGCGUCAUCCACAAUCGGCGUUGCGACGUAUGUUCCGGAGCGAACGCGGCAUCCAACAAAGGACCUAGCCCGCUUAUACAAUGCCAAGGCUGUACGACUUCCAUACACAAGGUCUGCCUUGGGUACAGGAGCCAGAGAGAGCACUUGGUUACCAAAGUCGGCGAGGGCGAUUUCGUUUUGCAAUGCCGACGUUGUAUUGGCCUGGCGCGGAAGAAGGAUAGGAGUGCUCCUGAUCUUGGUGCCUGCCAAGAAUGCAAGAAGCCUGGCCUAGCCUGUGCUCCAUUUUCGACCAAAAAGACAUCCAAGCAGGAGGAAAAGCUGAGAGAAGAUAAUGGAGGAACUGAUCCGAUUACCCUUGUUUCCCCAGACUUGCUCAACAACCACGCCACUCUCCUGUUUCGGUGCGUUUCAUGCAAGCGCGGCUUCCAUUUUGAGCACCUUCCGCCUCUCAAUAGCUCGGGUUAUAGCCCUGACGACGUGGCGGAUUUACAAGAAGCUCGAUUCGCCGAGUACGAACUACAUUGGAACUGCAAGGACUGUCUUGACGUACCAGGGAAACCCCAAGGGAUGGUUGCAUGGAGGCCUGCCAACCUGGAGACAUAUGCCCCUGGCCGUACGCUCGAGUCACUCACUGAAGAUGAGAAAGAGUAUCUCAUCAAGUGGCAAGGAAUGUCCUACUUCAGCUGUACGUGGGCACCUGGAGCAUGGGUAUGGGGCAUUACUGCGGGCAUCAUGAGAAAUGCCUUUGCUCGCCGCUGCAUAGAACAGAACAAUGGCCUGCCAAUUAUGACGGAAAGCGAUGCUAUCCCAGAAGAGUAUCUACGCAUCGAGAUUGUCCUCGACGUGAAGUACUCGAGCCGAGUAUCAACCCGCACCGAGGAGAUCGACAAAGCUCGCAUCAAGGAGGUCGACGAGGUCCUUGUGAAAUUCACUGGAUUGGGUUAUGAUGAGAUAGCUUGGGAGAGUCCGCCUCAGCCCAUAGAGACGGAACGGUAUGCCGAUUACCAUGCGGCCUAUCUUGAGUUUGUUGCCGGAAAAUACUUCAAGCAGCACGGUUCUAAAGUUAAGGAACGUUUGACCCAAUACAGGCAGUCCAAUUUUGAAAGGAACGUCCUUCUGGAAGCCCAGCCAGCUGCGCUGACUGGAGGGAAGUUGAUGGAAUAUCAGAUGGAGGGCAUGAAUUGGCUUCUCUACAAUUUCCAUCGGGAGAAGAAUGUGAUUCUUGCAGACGAGAUGGGUCUGGGCAAAACUAUCCAGGUUAUUGCGGCACUCACAGCUCUGAUUAAGGAGAAACCAAAGUGCUGGCCAUUCUUAAUUGUUGUGCCGAACUCAACAUGCCCUAACUGGCGCCGCGAAAUCAAACAGUGGGCUCCGUCGUUACGAGUUGUCACUUAUUAUGGUUCUCGGGAAGCUAGGGAGACCGCCAUGAAGUACGAGCUAUUCCCCGAAGGUCGCAGUGAACUGGCAGCUCAUAUUGUCGUCACCUCAUAUGAAGCCCCUGUCGACGAGAGCAGCCGGGCCUUCUUUCGCAAAACCAAAUGGGCUGGUUUGAUCGUCGACGAGGGCCAACGCCUUAAGAACGACAAGAAUCUUCUUUAUGGGGCAUUGACUGCACUGCACGUUCCGUUCCGAGUUCUACUAACAGGCACGCCCUUGCAGAAUAACAAGAAGGAACUCUUCACACUCCUUCAAUUUCUCGACCCUGAGAUCAAUGCUACUACCCUAGAUGAGAAGUACGAAGAGUUGACCAACGAAAACUUGCCAGAGCUGCACGAUCUUAUCCGACCGUAUUUCCUUCGUCGCACAAAGGCUAUGGUUCUCAAGUUCCUUCCUCCAAUGGCCCAAGUCAUCAUUCCCGUGACUAUGAGCACAGUCCAGAAGAAGCUUUACAAGUCGAUUCUUUCAAAGAGCCCAGAGCUGCUAAGGUCUAUUUUCGGCAAAGAUCAGGCACAACUAAAGCCAAGCGAAAGAGGAAGCUUGAACAAUAUUUUGAUGCAGCUGAGAAAAUGUCUCUGCCAUCCAUUUGUCUACAGUGAGGCUAUCGAAGAAAGAUCAAACAACCGCGCUGUGCUACAUAGAAAUCUCGUCGACGCCUCCUCAAAGCUUCAACUCCUUGAGAUUAUGCUCCAGAAGCUCCAGGAGAGAGGACAUCGUGUGUUGAUUUUCAGCCAGUUCUUGAAACAGCUGGAUAUCAUUGAAGACUUUCUCGAUGGGCUUGGACUUCAAUUUCAACGCCUCGAUGGCAAUGUUGGUACUCUUGAGAAACAGAAGCGUAUCGAUGCUUUCAACGCGCCUGAUUCGCCCUUAUUUGCCUUCUUGCUAUCCACUCGUGCAGGAGGCGUCGGCAUUAACCUAGCUACUGCCGACACGGUCAUUAUCAUGGAUCCUGAUUUCAAUCCCCAUCAAGAUCUCCAGGCGCUUUCGAGAGCUCAUCGAAUUGGGCAGAAGAACAAAGUCCUCGUCUUUCAAUUGAUGACGAAAGAUAGUGCCGAGGAGAAAAUCGUCCAGAUUGGCCGCAAGAAGAUGGCUCUUGACCAUGCCCUUAUUGAGGCCAUGGACGAAGACGACGAUGCUGGGGUUGAUCUUCAGACGAUCCUACAGCACGGCGCUACGGCUCUAUUCGAGGAUGAUGACCAAAACGAUAUUAGAUACGACUCAGCCUCGGUCGAUAAGCUGCUUGACCGAACCCAGAUGGAAACCACCAACACUGGAGACGACAAGUCCGCAGAAUCCCAAUUCUCGUAUGCCCGGAUCUGGGCCAACGAUUCUGGCGCACUUCAAGACGAUGUUGGAGACCCUGAUUCUGAAGAACCGAUGCCGAACACCGAUUUCUGGGAGAAGAUUCUUAAGGAACGUGAGGCGGAGGCGGCCCGUGAAGAGUUGGCCAAGCAGAAGCAGUUCGGACGGGGAAAGCGAGCUCGACAGGUAACCAGCGGAUAUACCGACGCAGCCAACGAGGAGAUGACCCCUCGUAAAUUCAAGAAACUCCGCGUGUUGGGCGAAAGCGAUGGAGAGUUCACUCGCCAAAGCAGUGAGGCUGAAGAAGAAGAAGAGUCUGAUGCUGGAUUCGUUGAUCCCACUGAGCUCGCGCAAGCGAAGGCUCGAUCGGGAGGAAGAGUCGACGCCUUUCAGCGCGCCAGAAUCGUCCGCGACGUGCCGAAUUUGUCCGACGACCCCGACUUCAUGAGAACGUUUGGCAACACCGCUACUCACAACCGCCUAUGCCUAGCCUGCGAUUCAAUGCACGCUGUUGGCCAGUGCCCCUUGAAGCGAUCUGGGGUCGAACAUUGUGGGCUCUGCGGCAUGGCACACUACGGCUUCAUACAAAGCGGGUCUGAAGCCGCGUGUCCUAAAUUUUCCUCCGAAACACAGGUUCGACUCAUGCUCGAUUCGCUGAAGAUGAGUACGGAGCCGAAGGAAAUAAUUGAGCCGGCGCGGAUGUACUUACGGGGGGUUAUUGGGAAUUUGGUCAAGAAGAAGAAGAAAGACUUGGAGUUGCAGGCGGCGAGGAGUAGGCCUAUUUUGCCGCCUUCCCGACCUGGAGCCAUGCAGCCUCAAUGGCGUGUUGCUCCUCCUCAGAGACGUUAGGUAUCGGAUAUGCAUAAUGAGGUUUGAGGCGUUUGGGGUAUUUUAGAUGGUGGGAGAUUGCUUUGCAUACGGUUAAUGGCCGGCUGGCAUGGGGGAUUCUGGCGUUUGUCCACCUGAUACCAACACGAAUACCAUCAUACUAUAAACAGGAU
This is a messenger RNA of Pseudogymnoascus verrucosus, 5275 nucleotides long. RefSeq lists its product as uncharacterized. The record is from RefSeq and is a predicted model, not a curated record. Gene Ontology annotation, biological process: chromatin remodeling; negative regulation of transcription by RNA polymerase II. Gene Ontology annotation, cellular component: nucleus; chromatin. The coding region runs from base 360 to 5123 and encodes 1587 amino acids. NCBI's taxonomy places the organism in Eukaryota, Fungi, Ascomycota, Leotiomycetes, Thelebolales, Thelebolaceae. The transcript has 7 exons. Gene Ontology annotation, molecular function: ATP-dependent chromatin remodeler activity; ATP hydrolysis activity; ATP binding.